AUGGCACCAGGAAUCACAGACACGGUCAAGGAGGCCAUCACUGGCUCGCCUGCUGAGAACGCCAAAGUCCUCGCAAUGGAUGGCAACAUGAAGAACUACAUGGAUUCGAACAACAGAAUCACCACGGAUUAUGGUGUCAAGCAGACAAACACAGAUGACUCGCUCAGAGUCGCAAGUGCCGAUAAGACCGGUCCUGCAUUGCUUGAAGACCACGCUGGCCGAGAGAAGAUUCACCGUUUCGAUCACGAACGCAUUCCUGAGAGAGUUGUUCACGCCAGAGGCGCCGGUGCCUUUGGUACUUUCAAGUUGUUCGAGAGUGCCUCGGACGUUUCUUCUGCCGGUGUCUUAACCGACACCUCGCGUACAACACCAGUCUUCAUCCGCUUCUCCACAGUCCUGGGAAGCAGGGGUAGUGCGGAUACCGUCAGAGACGUGCANGGCAACUGGGACAUUGUUGGCAACGACAUUCCCGUCUUCUUCAUUCAAGAUGCUCUUAAGUUCCCCGAUGUCAUCCACUCUGGCAAGCCCGAGCCUCACAACGAGAUCCCUCAAGCACAAACUGCUCACAACAAUUUCUGGGACUUCCAAUACCUUCACUCUGAAGCGACCCACAUGUUCAUGUGGGCCAUGUCCGAUAGAGGUAUUCCUCGUUCAUACCGAGCUAAUCAAACAUUCAGAUUUGGUGUGAACACUUACAAGUUGCUCAAUUCUAAGGGAGAGUCUCACCUUGUCAAAUUCCACUUCACGCCUCAUCUUGGUGUGCACAGUUUCGUGUGGGAUGAAGCCCUGAAGUUGGCAGGUCAAGACCCCGACUUCCACCGUAAGGAUCUCUGGACUGCAAUUGAGGGUGGCCAGUACCCGAAAUGGGACUUUGGUAUCCAAACCAUCCCUGAAAGCGAGGCCGACAACUUCGACUUCGAUCCCCUCGAUGCCACCAAGAUCUGGCCUGAAGAAGACUUCCCUGUGAGAUAUAUUGGAGAGCUUGAACUCAACCGCAACCACACUGCUCUUUGCUUACGAAAAAUGCUAAUUUUCUUGUUCAGNCCCGAUGAGUACUUCCCCCAAACUGAGCAGGUUGCCUUCUGUACUGGACAUGUUGUGCCUGGAAUUGGCUUCUCUGACGAUCCUUUGUUGCAAGGCCGCAACUUCUCCUACUCGGACACACAGCUCACUCGUCUCGGCGUCAACUGGCAGGAAUUGCCUAUCAACAAGCCCAUGUGCCCUGUCAUGAAUCAGAACAGAGAUGGAGCCAUGCGUCAUAGCAUCACCAAGGGAACUGUGAACUACUGGCCGAACCGUUUCGAAGCCACAAAGCCUGCCACUGCUGAGGAAGGUGGUUACGUGGAUUACCCGCAAAAGGUUGCCGGCAUGAAGGCUCGCCUACGCAGCAAGAAGUUCUCCGAGCACUACAACCAAGCUCAGUUGUUCUACAACUCCAUGAGCGAACACGAGAAGAUGCACAUCAUGAACGCACUUUCUUUCGAGCUCGAUCACUGCGACGACCCAGUUGUGUACAAGCGCAUGGUCGAGAGACUGUGCGAGAUUGAUCUCGAUCUCGCUCGUGGAGUUGCAGAAAUGGUUGGUGCUGACAUUCCUGAAGAGGCCCGCCGCGUCAACUCAGGAAAGCGCUCCAAAAACCUCUCUCAAGAGGACUUCCCUCCCAAGAACUUGACCAUCUCAACGAGAAUGGUGGCCAUCCUGAUAGCAGAUGGCUACGAUUCUGUUUCUUACAACGCCAUCAAGGCUGCCCUGGCCGCCCAAGGCGCUCUUCCGUUCACGAUUGCUCCCCGUCGUACUCCCAUCUACGCUGCUGGCGAGAGCAAGGACUCUGGAAAGGGACUUGUUCCUGAUCACAACUUGGAAGGCCAACGCAGUACCAUGUAUGAUGCCAUCUUCGUUCCUGGUGGAGCCGACAGUAUUGCCACCCUCCGUAAGAACGGCCGUGCUUUGCACUACGUGAGAGAAGCCUUUGGCCAUUUGAAGAGUAUUGGCGCCACUGGUGAGGCCGUUGCAUUCAUCAAGGAUGCUUGUCAGCUACCCGGUGUAGCUUUCUCUGAGGGCAACGAUGUUGUCGACUCUUAUGGCGUCGUCACCGCUGCUCAGACCGAGGUUAACAGCUUCAAGGAGGCUGUAACCCUCAUCAAGGGUGCAAAGGACUUCACAACAGCCUUCUCAUACGCCAUCUCUCAGCACAAGAACUACCAGCGCGAGCUUGAUGGUUUGGCAAACAUGGUAGCUUACUAG
This is a messenger RNA of Aureobasidium vineae, 2244 nucleotides long. Lineage: Eukaryota; Fungi; Ascomycota; Dothideomycetes; Dothideales; Saccotheciaceae. The record is from the annotation of a GenBank genome assembly.